Cajanus cajan (pigeon pea) is the source of this 3671-nucleotide messenger RNA. RefSeq lists its product as uncharacterized. The record is from RefSeq and is a predicted model, not a curated record. Lineage: Eukaryota; Viridiplantae; Streptophyta; Magnoliopsida; Fabales; Fabaceae. Gene Ontology annotation, biological process: actin nucleation; actin cytoskeleton organization. Gene Ontology annotation, molecular function: actin filament binding.
GAAAGGAGAAAGAAUGAUUGAGUUGUAGUGAGUGGCAUGCACUGAAACACCCUCAACAGUUCCAAGUUUCAUAGCCUUCAAAUAGAAUCUUAGCUGUAUGCAACACACCCUUUUCAUCUCAUCAUAAAUUCAACCUUUUCACACUCUCCUUUUCAAACCUCUCACCCCAUUUUCUGUAACAUAAGCCCCCACUCUCAUUACUACUUAUCUCACUCACUCACUCACUCACUCACUCACUUCACACAACACCACACAAUGCAAACCUUGUUCUUGUUCUUAUUAUUGUCCCUUUUCCUUUCCUUCUUCUCAUGUGCAUUCUCAUCGCAACCCUUCUUCUUCCUCAACAGAAGAACCCUCCAUGAACCCUUUAUACCAUCAACCUCUCUCCCUCCUUCACAACCACCACAACCAUCACCUCUUCACCCUUCAACCCAAAAACAAAAACCCAAAUACCCAUCAUCCACCAUUCCAACUACUUCCACCACCACAACAACAACAACAACCACAACACCAGCAACAACAAAUCCAAAUUCACCAUUUUUCCCAUUAUACCCUUCUUCCCCUCCACCUCCCCCAUUUUCCCCAACCACCUUUGCUUCCUUCCCUGCCAACAUCUCCUCCCUUGUUAUCCCUCACUCCCCCAAACCCAACUCCUCCUCCAACAAACUCCUCCCCCUCGCCCUCUCCGCCGCCGCAGCCGCCGUACUCGCCGUCGCCCUCUCCGCCUUCGUCUGCUACCGCCGCCGGAACCCUCCCCCCGCCAUCCACCGCAAAAUUCUCCGCUCCGACACCGACCUCGCCCCUCUCCGCCGCAAUGCCGACACCGCCGCCGUCGAAACCCGCAAGCUCCGCCACACCUCCUCCGCCAGCUCUGAGUUUCUCUAUCUCGGCACCGUCGCCAACACUCACUUAAUUGAAGACGCCGCCGGCGAUGUCUCCGACGACCGGAAAAUGGAGUCGCCGGAGCUCCGGCCGCUUCCGCCGCUCGCUCGGCAGGCUUCAUUGCCUCCGCCGCCGCAUCCUCCGCCGCGCGAUGACCCGGGUUUCACCACCGCGGAGGAGGAGGAAGACGACGGCGACGAGGAGUUUUACUCGCCGAGAGGCUCGUCGUUGGGAGGCUCCGGCGAAAAUGGAUCGGAUUCCCGGCGAGUUUUCGCCGCCGGGGGAAUCGCCACCGUCACCUCUAGCUUGUGCUCUUCCUCUUCCUCUGCCUCGCCGGAGAGGUCUCAUUCCAUCAGCCUCUCGCCGCCGGCGAGUUCGAGCCCCCGGAGAACACAACCAAAAUCGCCGGAAAACUACAACCAUCAGCACGUGCAAUCUUCUCCUUCCUCUCCUUCGUUAUGCUCAACUCCAGAUAGGGUUUUCAGUGAACAUGAUAACGAUGCAUUGAAUGCACGUGCACGUGCACAUUCACAUGCAUCAUCACACGAAGGAACAUUGGAGAAAAACGAAAAUGCGUCACCACCACCACCGAGACUAUCUAAUGCUUCUUCGUCUUCGGCGUUUUCUCUUCCCUCUUCGCCGGAGAAGUUGACACGUCAUCACACGUUCGAUCAGUCUCCGAGAAUUUCGAGUUUCUCCGACGGACUAAUGUUACCGAGUCUGUCAUCAUUGCCUGUGUCACCCGCCCUACUUUCGUCACCGGAAACCGACAGAGGAAUGUCGAGUCAAUUGGGAACAGGCUCCUACGGUGUGCCUGCGCCGCAGAGGAAACACUGGAACAUUCCACUACUCUCAAUAGCAACACCCUUUGAUGAAAUUGGAACUGUUCCAGCUCCUCCACCUGUGCCACAAAGGAGGCACUGGGAGAUUCCCGGCCCUGCUCCACCGCCGCCUCCGCCUCUGCCACGGCAGAGGAAGCAGUGGGGAGUGCCGCCGCCGGGGCCAUCGACACAGCCAGCGUCGAGGCCGCCGGAAUUGGUGCCUCCUUCUAGGCCUUUUGUGUUGCAAAACCAAGCAAACAAUGUUUUGGGGGAAAUUGAAGAGACUAGUAAACCCAAGUUGAAGGCCCUGCAUUGGGACAAAGUGAGAACAACAUCUGAUCGUGAAAUGGUGUGGGAUCAGAUGAAGUCGAGUUCGUUUAAAUUGAAUGAGAAAAUGAUUGAAACAUUGUUUGUAGUGAACACACCAAACCAAAAACCUAAGGAUGCAACUGCAAACUCAGUUUUUCACCUGCCAAAUCAGGAGGAAAGAGUGCUUGAUCCUAAAAAGUCUCAAAAUAUUUCAAUCUUGCUGAAAGCGCUUAAUGUCACUAUAGAAGAAGUGUGUGAAGCACUUUUAGAAGGUAGUACUGAUACACUUGGAAUAGAAUUACUUGAAAGCUUAUUAAGAAUGGCACCAAGCAAGGAAGAAGAACGUAAGUUGAAGGAACAUGAAGAUGACUCACCAACCAAGCUCGGUCUGGCUGAGAAAUUUUUGAAGGCAGUGCUUGAUGUGCCUUUUGCAUUUAAAAGGAUUGAAACAAUGCUUUACAUAGCCAAUUUUGAGUCGGAAGUGGAGUAUCUUAGGACAUCCUUUCAAACUCUAGAGGCUGCCUGUGAAGAGCUGCGACAUUGUAGAUUGUUCUUGAAGCUUCUGGAGGCUGUACUAAAAACUGGGAACCGUAUGAAUGUGGGAACCAACCGUGGGGAUGCAGAAGCAUUCAAACUUGAUACUCUUCUCAAACUGGCCGAUGUUAAAGGCGCAGAUGGGAAAACCACUCUACUGCAUUUUGUUGUGCAGGAAAUUAUUCGAACCGAAGGAGCUCGGCUCUCCAACACGAAUCAAACUUCAAGCUCUACUUUGAGUGAAGAUGCCAAGUGCAGGAGGCUUGGCCUACAAGUUGUAUCAAGCCUGAGUUCCGAGCUAGCAAAUGUGAAGAAGGCUGCUGCUAUGGAUUCUGAAGUUCUCAGCAGUGAUGUCUUAAAACUUUCCAAAGGAAUUGCAAACAUAGCAGAGGUUGUGCAAUUAAAUCAAACCACAGGAUCAGAUGACAGCAGCCAGAAGUUCACAGAAUCAAUGAACAAAUUCAUCAGAAUGGCUGAGGAGGAAAUUCCAAAAAUCCAAGCCCAAGAAAGUGUUGCUUCCUCUCUUGUGAAGGAAAUCACUGAGUAUUUUCAUGGGAACUUGGCAAAGGAAGAAGCUCAUCCAUUUAGAAUCUUCAUGGUUGUAAGAGACUUUCUAGCAGUUCUUGACCGGGUCUGCAAAGAAGUUGGAAUGAUAAAUGAGAGAACCAUGGUUAGUUCGGCCCAUAAAUUCCCUGUGCCAGUUAACCCAAUGCUUCCACAACCCCUUCCUGGAUUACAUGGAGGGCAACAGCAUAACAACUCUUCAGAUGAUGACAGUUCAUCACCUUAGCUAUACUAUAUCUUUCAUGAAAGUGACUUUUUGGCUGUAUCUUCUCCUUAAAACCUGGAACCAGGUGAUUUUUGAUUGGUUGGAGCCUACAUGGUUUGGCCAAAAUUGUUGUAAUUUAUUUUCUUGUUACAUUGUAAAAAUUCUUGUAAAAGAUUUCAGUUUAUGUAGAUUAUAUAUGUAGAGUAAAAAAAUUUCUCUGGGGAGAAAAAGCUUGAAUAUGUACGAUAAGACGAUAAGGUUAUUGUAUUGUAGUCAUGUACAAAGCUUUUCAAUUAGAGAUAACCUUUGCUUGCAAUUGGAAUUACCCUACCGUCAUCCUAGUUCGAGAUUUUGCA